AUGGAUGAACCACUACAUUUCAUCACUCACAAUGGUGUACUUAAUACGUCAUGCUUUCUAGUACUCAUCCUCUACAUGACUGUUGGAUUUUUCGGUUAUUUGCGAUUUGGCAAUGACAUCAUGGACACUCUAACGCUGAAUUUGCCACAAACAAACUUCUAUCAAGUAAUUAAGUUGAUGUUCGUCUCUUGUAUACUAGUCUCAUACCCACUUCAAUUCUAUGUUCCUAUGGAACGCAUUGAAAAAUGGAUUAAACGAAAGGUGGCCAUUGAACGGCAAGAGAAACUCAUCUACGGUGCACGUAUGGCAGGCGUUCUUUGUACUUGUCUGCUGGCCGAACUCAUCCCGCAUUUGGCCCUGUUCAUCUCACUCGUCGGAUCCGUAGCCGGUACUUCACUGACUCUGGUGUUCCCGCCCAUGAUCGAACUACUCUGCUGCUACUCAAAGGACUCUCUAACGCCUUGGAUCUGGACUCGUAACGUCCUGCUCAUGAUGUUCGCGUUGGUUGGCUUUGCAACUGGCACCUAUACCAGUAUGGUGCAGAUCGUUGAAGCAUUUGGGAAACCAGAUGUUUAG
Messenger RNA from Cooperia oncophora, 576 nucleotides. Lineage: Eukaryota; Metazoa; Nematoda; Chromadorea; Rhabditida; Trichostrongylidae. The record is from the annotation of a GenBank genome assembly.